Messenger RNA from Quercus lobata, 1060 nucleotides. RefSeq names its product protein AGENET DOMAIN (AGD)-CONTAINING P1-like. The transcript is spliced from 3 exons. The coding region runs from base 241 to 720 and encodes 159 amino acids. The record is from RefSeq and is a predicted model, not a curated record. NCBI's taxonomy places the organism in Eukaryota, Viridiplantae, Streptophyta, Magnoliopsida, Fagales, Fagaceae.
CACUUCUCUUCAAUCAUAAAGUACCUCACUCACUCUCUCUGUCUCUUUCCCUCUCUCUCUCUCUCUCUCCCAAACGGUGAUCUGGGAAGUGGGAGGAGGUUCGGGGUUUUGUUCAGAGAAUCUAAGGAGAAGAGUGGGUUUGCGAAGGAGGACCUGAGGCUGCGUUAGGGAAUGAGUUCAUGAGGGGUUCCGCCAUUUGAGGAGGAAGAAAAAGAGCUUUAAAAAAUUGAAUUGCAGAACAUGUCAAUCACAAAGGAGGUGAAGGCUAGUGAUGCAACAGCACAAAAAAUGUUCAGCAAGGGGACACCAGUUGAGGUUAGCAGUGAUGAUGAUGGUUUUGAAGGUGCUUGGUUUGCUGCAACUAUUGUUAAAGCAGUGGGAAAGGACAAGUUCCUUGUCCAGUACCAGAGCCUGAGGACUGAUGAUGAUUCAGGCUUUCUGAGAGAAGAGUUUGAUACCCUGCAUAUUAGGCCAUGUCCACCAGAAACUCUUGUUGUUGAUCAUUUCAGUCUUUUUGAAGAAGUCGAUGCUUUGUACAAUGAUGGGUGGUGGGUGGGUGUGAUUUCUAAGGUUCUUGGUGGCUCAAAAUACUUAGUUUACUUUAGGGACACAGAUGAGGAAAUAGAGUUUAAGCAUUCUGACUUAAGGCCACAUCAGGACUGGAUUGAUGGAAAAUGGAUUAUGGCUUCCCAGGCUCUGAUGAAGUUGCUUUACUUGUGAUUGCUUGAGAAAUCAAGAAGGCAUCCCUUGUGUACCAGGAGAGAUUGCAUUACAUCUGAAGGACUCUGCUUCUUAUAGCAGUGGAAGUCAACGGAUGAUUUUUUGAUAAACAAAUUGCAAUUUUUAGUAGUCAUUUUCAUCUUGGUAACCUAUCAUUAGGCAUUCUCAACGAUUUGUUUAGAUUUUACAAAUUAAUUGGAAGCAUAGUUUGACUUUAUGAUCCAAAGCAAAAAGUUAAUGAUGUAAAUGCUUUCAGGUAAAUUCUUGUAUUGUAUUGGCAACUGACCAGCGAGUCAGUGACUGUUCUCAAUUUCUUUCUGCAUGAAAAGGGUUUCUCUAA